Molecule: messenger RNA, 919 nt
Organism: Schizosaccharomyces octosporus yFS286
Lineage: Eukaryota; Fungi; Ascomycota; Schizosaccharomycetes; Schizosaccharomycetales; Schizosaccharomycetaceae
Product: riboflavin kinase Fmn1
Exons: 1
Coding region: 260-751 (163 amino acids)
Biological process (GO): FMN biosynthetic process; riboflavin biosynthetic process
Cellular component (GO): mitochondrion
Molecular function (GO): riboflavin kinase activity
Source: RefSeq, a predicted model, not a curated record
AAGUAUGAAAACGGAAAAUCUCCGAAUUAACUUCUAAUUUACUCUAGUCUACACUCACCUAAAUUAUCACAACGUUCUUCAGAAAUGUUAACUAAAAGAAUUUUCCUUUUUUAUAUUAUAAUGAAAUAAGUAUUUGAAAAAAUUAUUUCUUCAGACUAUCACAGGUGUAACUCUUCGGCACACGUAAGUUGAAUGAAGAAACUGCACCCAACUUAAGGGAACUUGUAUUAUUGUCAAAUUGCGGCAAACUAACUUAGAUAUGACAACCGACAUAAAAAGCCCUCGUCCAAAAAUAGUUGGAAGUGAUAAGGUAGAAGCUCCCUAUCCAAUUCGGUUUGAAGGGAAGGUUGUCCAUGGUUUUGGCAGAGGAUCCAAGGACCUAGGGAUCCCAACUGCAAACGUGUCCGAAGAUUCCAUUCAAGAACUCUUAAAACAUAAAGAUUCAGGUGUUUACUAUGGAUUCGCUAUGGUAUCUCAACACAUCUUUCCAAUGGUUAUGAGUGUUGGAUGGAACCCAUACUACAAAAACACCGUAAGGAGCGCGGAAGUGCAUCUAAUUAAUCGAAAAGGAUUGGAUUUUUACGAUCAGCAAAUCCGGGUGAUUGUUUUGGGUUAUAUUCGUCCAGAGUUGAAUUAUGAAGGGGUACAAAAGUUAAUCGAAGAUAUCCAAAUAGACAUACAAGUGGCAUUAAACAGUCUUGAACGUCCUGAUUACGCUCACUAUAAAGAAGAUAGCUUUUUUAGGAAUUAAUAUCAUGUUAUAUACGUACUCUUAUGAAAUUUAGUGAAUUUAUUUGGAAUCAACAUGGAAUGAAAGCGUCAAUACUAGACACAUUUUACAAAAUGCACGCAUCUAGGUAUUUUGAACUUACUUUUUCUUCAUCAACACUUACUUAAACGUGCAUGUUUUAGAACACGC